Eriocheir sinensis (Chinese mitten crab) is the source of this 1849-nucleotide messenger RNA. RefSeq names its product transcription factor Sp5-like. The record is from RefSeq and is a predicted model, not a curated record. Lineage: Eukaryota; Metazoa; Arthropoda; Malacostraca; Decapoda; Varunidae. Gene Ontology annotation, molecular function: RNA polymerase II cis-regulatory region sequence-specific DNA binding; DNA-binding transcription factor activity, RNA polymerase II-specific. The transcript has 2 exons. Bases 138 to 1400 code for a protein of 420 amino acids. Gene Ontology annotation, biological process: regulation of transcription by RNA polymerase II.
GGGUCAGGUCAGGGGCGAGGCGCCAAUCAGUGGUUUGUUGCCGGGGUUAUAAAGGCUGCGAGGGGAAGGUCAGGAUUAAGUUCCUGUCCUUCCUCUGAACGAGGCGGUUCUCUUGUGUGCUUGUCUGUCCGUCAACCAUGGCCGGCGUGGCGUCCCUCAACGCUACAUCGACCUUGCCUCAGCACGGUGGUGUGUAUCCGGGGGCCUCGCAGAUGUCGCAGUGGGCGGGUAUGGGCGGCGGCGGUUACGGGCUGGGGGCGUCCGCGGGCUUCCCGUCCCUGUACCCCCUGCACGAGUUUGCCUUCUCGCCCUCCUCCACGACCUACCCGCACCCCAUGACGCUGGGCGCGGGUCUGGGCCCACAGCAAGGCCUCGGUGCCUACGGCGGAGCGCAGCAACAGCACUACCAUUACCAGUUCCAGCAGCAUCAACAACAACAGCAACAACUGCAGCAGCAGCAGCAGCAGCAACAACAACAGCAGCAGCAACAUCACCAACCGGAACUUGCACAACCAGACCAGCAGCCGCCACAACAACCAGAACAGCCACAGCAGCAGCCGCCGCCCCUCGUGGAUGGAGCGCCACCAGCCGUGUCGCCACCGGCAGAGGCACCCAAAGCAGAAGGUGUCGAGGCAGACAGAAGCUCACGGUUGGGUCCGGGAGGUAUGGGGCCGCCCCCGCCAUACCCGGGGCAGUUCCCUGGGGCGGGGGGCGACAUGGCUCGCGGCGCAGCGCUGCUGCACCACCAGAGCCAGAUCGCCGCUGCGCUGCUCAGGACGCAGAACGCCGUCAGCAUCCGGCGGUGCCGCCGCUGCCGCUGCCCGAACUGCCUGGAUAUGUCACAGGACGGGGUGUCGGCGAACAAGAAAAAAUUGCACGUCUGUCACGUGCCGGGCUGCUCCAAGGUGUACAGCAAGACCUCACACCUGAAGGCGCACCUGCGCUGGCACGCGGGCGACAGGCCCUUCAGGUGUCACUGGCUGUUCUGCCCCAAGGCCUUCACGCGCUCCGACGAGCUGCAGAGACACUUCCGCACCCACACGGGGGAGAAGCGCUUCCACUGCCAAGUGUGCCAGAAGCGGUUCAUGCGCUCCGACCACCUCCACAAACACAUCCGCACCCACGAGACUUCCAAGAUCCGCUCCGCCUCCUCCACAGGGGCGCCCUCCCCCUCAGACCUAGACGCUGACGCCGAGGAUGACCUCGACGACGAUGAGGAGGAGGGCGAGGACGCGUCGGAGGAGCAGCCUUCAUCGGAGGAGCUGCCUUCACUGAUGACUAACACCUCCUCGGCAGACUCCACGUCCCCGCAGCCUGCCCCGCCCCAGGCUGACCAGCAGGUGCCCAACCCCUACGCCCACCGCCUCUACGACAUCCUCGUCAACAGGAAUUGCCUCUGAGGUCCUUCCGCAUGGGUGUAAAGAUUCACUGACGUGUUUUAAUCGACGCAAUCUUUUACUCGCCUCGUCAGUGGAUCGCCGUCGGCUGCACCAGCGAACAAGACUUAGUGAAGAACCGCUGAGGAACUCUAGGGGCUGCCCGCGCCGGCCACAGCCAACCUUAUCAAACGACAAUGGCCACACUCCAAGCUCUCCUUUCCUGCUGCUGAACACGACAAACCAACGCCAGAUUUUUAGCUUAUAUGUAGCAUUCAAUGUUUUACCACUUUUUAUUACUUAUUUAUUAUGUUGAAUGUAAUCUGAGGUGACUGAUGCCAAGAGGAUGGCCUGGCAAGGGGGAGCUUGUAGUAAGGGCGUGAAGGUAUCUCGCGUCUGUUAUACAGAUGUGUAAGUAUAUCUUUUUUAUGUGAUACGUAUAGAUGUUUUGCCAAAUAAAAGAUUCCCUAUCA